CCAGAAGAGGAUUGACAAAGUCCGGGUCGAACACUUCGUUGACGGAUACCGUGAUGGUGUUGUAGUGUGGCAUGCCAUCCUUAAUGUACCAGCUCUUAUCAGUCCGUAUCACAUCCAUGGAGUGACCGUGAGAGUGGAGUGCUUUAACCAGGACCUCCAUAUUCAACCAGAGGCUGCCCUCGAAGGGUACUACAAGAAUCUUACCACAAAAACAAACUCUCCACGAUGACAACAACACAAGGAGUGCUAGGAAGAAAAUGUGGAGCAUCCUGCUGCUGGCUACAGGAAGCUCUUUGAGACAGUGGAGGAGCUGAAUGAACCAAUUCAGGCCAAAAUCACAGGCCUUCUGCCAACAUGGCUGGGCGGCAGUCUUCUCAGGAUGGGACCAGGUCUUUUCGAGGUCGGGGACCAACCUUUCAACCACCUGUUUGACGGACAGGCUCUCGUGCACAAAUUUGACCUGAAGAACGGUCAUGUAACCUACUACCGCAAGUUCUUAAAAUCAGACGCCUAUGUCCGUGCAAUGACUGAGAACAGAGUGGUCAUCACGGAGUUUGGAACAGCGAUGUACCCUGACCCCUGCAAAAAUAUCUUCUCCAGGUUUUUCUCCUACUUCAGGGGCAUUGAGGUGACUGAUAACUGCGUUGUUAACAUCUAUCCAGUUGGGGAAGACUUCUACGCCGUCACAGAGACGAAUUACAUCACCAAGGUUGAUCCUGACUCGCUGGAGACUUUAAAGAAGGUAGACCUGUGCGAGUACCUGUCAGUCAAUGGGGUAACAGCUCACCCUCACUUUGAUGCAGAUGGUACAAUCUACAACAUUGGCAACUGUUUUGGCAAGAGCAUGAGUCUCGCUUAUAACAUUGUAAGGAUCCCACCUGCACAAAAAGACAAUUCAGACCCCUUAGAGAAAUCCCAGGUCAUUGUCCAACUCCCAAGCAGUGAGAGGUUAAAACCCUCCUACAUCCACAGUUUUGGCUUGACUGACAACUACUUCGUGUUUGUGGAGCAGCCAGUCAAAAUCAACCUGCUAAAGUUUCUGUCCGAUUGGAGUUUCAGAAGAGUCACUUACAUGGACUGCUUUGAAUCCAACGAGAGCAUGGGGACAUGGUUUCACCUGGCCACUAAGGACCCAGCAACAUAUCUCAGCAACUACAAGUUCCGAACAUCAGCUUUCAAUAUCUUCCAUCAUAUUAACGCUUAUGAAGACCAGGGGUUUAUCGUUGUUGACCUCUGUGUGUGGAAAAGCCAUGACUUUGUGUAUAACUACCUGUACCUGGCAAAUCUGAGGGGGGAGUGGGAGGAGGUUAAGAAAGCAGCCAUGAGAGCACCUCAGCCUGAGGUUAGAAGAUAUGUACUGCCAUUGGAUAUAUACAGCGAGGACCAAGGAAAGAAUCUGGUUUCCCUGCCAUACACGACAGCAACUGCUGCUCUUCGUAGUGAUGGAACUGUCUGGUUGGAACCUGAAGUCCUCUUCUCAAAACCAAGAGCAGCCUUUGAGUUUCCACAGAUCAACUACUCUCUGUGUCGUGGCAAGAAGUACUCCUACACAUAUGGUCUUGGACUCAACCAUUUCAUCCCUGAUAAGAUUGUCAAGUUGAACGUGCAGACCAAAGAGACAUGGGUCUGGCAGGAGGAAGAGUGUUAUCCAUCAGAACCACUAUUUGUACCAGCACCAGGAGCUACACAGGAGGACGAUGGUGUGUUGUUGAGCAUUGUAGUGAAGCCAGGAGCAGAGAGGCCGGGCUUCUUGCUGGUUUUGGAUGCUGCCAAACUGACAGAGAUUGCCAGGGCAGAGGUUGACAGCAUCUUUCCUGUGACUUUUCACGGCUACUACAAGCCAUAAUCCUCAUGUCUGUUGCAAAUAUCCAUCACACAGUAGUUAAGUUCCUGCAAGCGCUGAAAUUUUUUCUUCAAUUGUAAAAAGUCAUAACUACCUGUGCAGUUCAUCUGUCGAUCUGUGUAAGUAUACAACACUUUAAGAUUGCAAAUCAGCAUGCAAAUGCUACAAGUAGAGCUACUUAAAAUCCAGCAGUGUCAUGUAACGAAGUAAAAAUACUUGAGUACAUGAUAGCGUAUCUGUACAUUGAGUACAAAUAUGAAGUGGUAUGUUUUACUUGUACUUUACAACAUUUUUUGCACGUAUUUGUCAUUUUUACCCAACUACUUUUCAAAUUGUCACCUGCGUUCCAUGUUACUUUAGUUUUUUUUUUCCUCAUUGUGAAUUGAUAGUUUCAUAUACAUGCCUCUUGCACAAUCAAUAAGUCCCGUGCAACUAUCCCGUAAUUCAGCACGAAAGGCAGCAACACGAGGACAAGCAAGAUUAGCCAGGUUAACAAGAUAGUGACCAAUAAAACCAAUAGAGCAGCGCGCCUUCAGAUGGAUGCUGCACACUCUUUUACAGUAGGUGGUGGUAUGCACCUGUUAAUUGCUUGCCAUCCACCAUUAAGCUAAAUUUUUUAGGUUGUUCAGUUUAUGUUUAAAAUGCAGUCAAUUUAAUUGUUUGUUUUCACUUUUCUGCACAGUUUUAAAU
Corythoichthys intestinalis (scribbled pipefish) is the source of this 2533-nucleotide messenger RNA. RefSeq names its product retinal Mueller cells isomerohydrolase-like. The transcript is spliced from 14 exons. Gene Ontology annotation, molecular function: beta-carotene 15,15'-dioxygenase activity; all-trans-retinyl-ester hydrolase, 11-cis retinol forming activity; retinol isomerase activity. The record is from RefSeq and is a predicted model, not a curated record. Bases 380 to 1846 code for a protein of 488 amino acids. Lineage: Eukaryota; Metazoa; Chordata; Actinopteri; Syngnathiformes; Syngnathidae. Gene Ontology annotation, biological process: zeaxanthin biosynthetic process; retinal metabolic process.